CCAAAUUUAAUAAAACGACAAAUUAAUUUAAUUAUACAGUCGCCCAAAACUUAAAAAUAAGGCGGAAAUUUUAAUUUUUAUUUUGUAAUUUCCCACGUUCACAAAUUAGUAUAGAGUUCUCUCGCGGUUUUUCCCAAACUAAUGAACUCUUAAUUCUAUUCAAAAAAAAAAAAUGAACUACUCUUAAUUAAUCAGGUAUUCAACUCCCACCUCACCUCUAAUUCAAUCUUCUCCCUAAAACGAAACCCUCGUACUCUACCUCUAAUUGCAUAAUCUUCUCCUCAAAUCAGGUUUUUUCGGUGGCCGCUCCGAUCUAGUCUGGUUCUCUCCGACGCGGCACACAAUAUCUUACACUACACUCGCAUCUAAAGAGUAUCUAUUCAGGAAAAUGGCAAUUGAGCAAGUGCAGCGGGAUGCAUCACAGUUGCCUAAGACAAGGCAAGCGUCAAGUACAAGGCAACAUGUGCACAAUGUGCAACAACAGAAUACAAAGCAGCAACAACAACAAAAUGCAGAACAGCAACAAGAAACUGUCCAGCAACAACAACAGCAGAUUGUGGGGCAGCAACAACAAACUGUCCAGCAGCAACAACAGCAGAAUGUGCAUCAGCAGCAACAACAGCAGAUUGUGGGGCAGCAACAACAACCGAAUCAGGAGCAGCAGCAUGAUGCAGAAGCAUCAACUAGUGAUCAGUCCAGAGAGCAAAGAUUGACAUACCGGGAGAAACGAAGGCUUGAACAAGCUGAACAUCGACUAAAGUUUCCUGAUCGUAAGAGGCGUGGGCCAACUAGGGGUAAGAAAUAUGUUACUAAGAUGUGGAAUCCUAAUUCUGAAGAAAAGAUUAAAAUAAAUUUCAUGGAUGAGCUUCGACGGGUGGUUGGUGAAAAGGCAGAUGAAUUCAUAUGUGAUUGUAGCAAUUGGGUGAAAGAAUUUUGUCCCCUCAAGUCAUUGAAUUGGACUAAAAUGGAUUCAGGUGCAAAAGAGAGGCUGUAUAAAAAGAUUCGAGCUAAAUAUGAUUUACCUGAUAAAGUUGCUGGUGCUGAUGUUACUGAUGCGUUGAGCUUUCAGUGCUCCAUGUUGUAUAAACAUUGGAGAUUUAGGCUUAAAGAGAAAUACUUUAGAAACAAGUCUAUUGCAGAUGCUAUAAAUAGCAGACCAGAUAAUAUUGAUGCUAACCAAUGGACAUGGCUAGUAUGUGAGUAUUGGAAUGAUGAAAAGCAAAAGCGUAUUAGUAAAGUUAACACGGAUAAUAAGCUUAAGCAAACUGAAACUCCUGCAAAUGGUGCAAGGUCUACCGCAAGAAUUUUCCAUGAAUUGAUGAAUGUGCAACAAACUCAAGGUAGUCAAGAACAUGAAGGAUCAUCAGAUAAUCCACUUGAAACUCAACAGGAUCCUCUGUACAUCACCUUAUUUGAGAAAACUAAAAAGCAUAAAGACAAGGGAUUUGAACCUAAUGCUGAAAAAGACUAUGAAGCGCUUAGAAACCUUCAUGAAAAAGAAGUGAAAGAGCAUGGUGAAGAUACACUAAGUGUCAAAGCAGCAUACAUGGAGGUUUUCAAACCAAAGUCUGGAUAUGUCAAGGGACUUGGUCCUGGAGCUCGUCCACCUAAGAAAAGAAGAGUUGAAGGAGAAACUAAUGAAGUUAGAGUGAAAUUAUCAGCUGAGAUUCAACAAUUAAAAGAGGAUGCCGCAACACGUGAGGGUGUACUUGUAUCUCAGAUUGAAUCCCUGAAGGAAUCUAAUGAAGAGCUUAGAACCUCAAAUGAAGAGCUUAUAGCAUCAAAUGAUGAGCUUAAAGCGACCGUAUCUAGAAUCAACAUAGAAGCUCAGAAACGUGAAAAGAAGCUCAGAGAUGAUAUGAUGAAAAUGUUUGAGCAACUUAGGAAUAACAUGGGCUAGCAAUGAAUUCGAAAGAUGGAUGAUCGCAACUAUUGAAGGUGGUAUAUAUGAGCAGCGUUGAGAAGGGGUCGAUGUAAUUAAGUUUGUAAUUAGUGUUAUUUUAUUUAAUUUUUAAAGGAUCAUGUACCUUGUUGACAAAGUGGGAUUAUCUUAUAAUUUACACAUUUUCUUAAUAUGUUUUUAUAAAUUAAACUAUUUCAUAUAAUAAUUAUUCAAAAUGUUUGGUAUUUGAAUUCAUUUUCAGAUUUAUUUGUUUUUUAAUAGGUUGUACUACCCAUAGUAAGAAAAUAAUAAAAACACUCGACCCUAUUAAAAAGCAUAUGAUCGAUACCGACAAAUAUGGACAACGAGUAACUUUGUUGCACAAAGUACUAUGGGCAACGACAUAACGCAUAUUGGGCCAUUGGGGCAAAGAUGGGCGUCGA
Messenger RNA from Chenopodium quinoa (quinoa), 2325 nucleotides. RefSeq lists its product as uncharacterized. Lineage: Eukaryota; Viridiplantae; Streptophyta; Magnoliopsida; Caryophyllales; Amaranthaceae. The transcript has 8 exons. The record is from RefSeq and is a predicted model, not a curated record. Bases 389 to 1900 code for a protein of 503 amino acids.